CGUUUGAAAACAGCCGCCGACGGAGUUCCCCAGUAUGUCCGUGAAAGACGUAGCCAUUUCCAGCACCAUGAGGCCUGACGAGUACGUGGCGAGAAAUAAAGUGCAGCGAGAAAAUAGCAUUUAUGCCUUGGAACUACUCGAAGGAUCAUUUGGGAGUGAUGACACCUCUGACCACCAGUUUCUCGACGUGGGCUGCGGUCCUGGAGACGUCACGCGCGACUGCCUUCUUCCUCGCUGCCCUCCGUGCCGAAGGAUCGUGGCCGUUGACGUGUCCGAGGACAUGGUGAAGUACGCCCAGGAGCAUUUCGCCCAUCCCAAGAUCUGCUACGAUGUCCUGGACAUUGGAUCUAAGGAUAUUUCAGACUUCGUCGAGCGCCACGGAGAGUUUGAUCGCGUCUACUCUUUCUUCUCCUUGCACUGGAUCACGGACCAAGAAACGGUCUUGAAAAAUGUCGCCAAGUUGAUGAAACCCGGAGGAGGCUGUCUUCUCCUUUUUACUGCUUCCAGUCCUAUGAUGCGCUUCCGGAAAAAAAUGACCGAAAUGGAGCGUUGGCAGAAGUACAUAAAGAUCUGUGCGGGCUGUGUUCCUCCGAGCAUAGACCUAGCGGACCAAGGAGCCCUCAUCGCUUACCUGAUGGACCUCCUGAAGACCGCCGGGUUGAUACCCACAACAUACGAGCUGCUUCGACUGCAGCCUCCGUACACCAGCCUGGAGAAAGUGAUUGAGUAUCAAAUGGCUGGGAAUAUCCUGACAACCAUCGUCACAGAGGAAGAAAGGUCUCUCCUGCUCGAAGAUGUCACCGAGCAAGCGAAAGAGUGGUGGGCUCAGAAAGAAGCCGGCGGCUCACCUUUCGACUGUCAGGUGUUCCUGGUGCACGCCCUCAAGCCUAGGUCGUAG
Messenger RNA from Ixodes scapularis (black-legged tick), 898 nucleotides. RefSeq names its product juvenile hormone acid O-methyltransferase. The record is from RefSeq and is a predicted model, not a curated record. Lineage: Eukaryota; Metazoa; Arthropoda; Arachnida; Ixodida; Ixodidae.